Molecule: messenger RNA, 2519 nt
Organism: Oncorhynchus tshawytscha (Chinook salmon)
Lineage: Eukaryota; Metazoa; Chordata; Actinopteri; Salmoniformes; Salmonidae
Product: very-long-chain (3R)-3-hydroxyacyl-CoA dehydratase 1
Exons: 7
Coding region: 105-833 (242 amino acids)
Biological process (GO): fatty acid elongation; sphingolipid biosynthetic process; dephosphorylation
Cellular component (GO): endoplasmic reticulum membrane
Molecular function (GO): 3-hydroxyacyl-CoA dehydratase activity; phosphatase activity
Source: RefSeq, a predicted model, not a curated record
CCGCGAGAGGGGUGUCGUGGAUACAUGGAUGCAUGACCCUGCUGCUCCCAGUCCCAGUCGCGCUUGCGCAGCGUUUCUGACUUUCCCACUCUGUCCCCCGUACCAUGGCGUCCACGGAGGAGGACGGCUCGGUUGAAGAGAAGGAAAACAACAACAAGAAGAGGACGAAAAGUGCCAUCGCUGUCGCAUGGCUUACAUUUUACAACAUCGCCAUGACGGCCGGGUGGCUGGUUUUGGCUAUGGCAAUGAUGCGCUUCUACAUCCAGAAAGGCACACACAAGGGUCUGUACAAAAGUAUAGCAAGGACACUCAAGUUUUUCCAGACCAUUGCGCUAGUUGAGGUGGUGCAUUGUGCAAUCGGAAUCGUGAGGACCUCUGUAAUUGUGACUGGGGUUCAAGUAUGUUCACGAAUCUUCAUGGUGUGGUUCAUCACCAACAGCAUCAAACAGAUCCAGAACGAAGAAAGUGUAAUCCUCUUCUUGGCCGUUUGGACGUUUACAGAGAUUACCAGAUAUUCCUUCUAUACAUUCAAUCUGCUCAACCACCUGCCAUACUUCAUCAAAUGGGCCAGAUACAACAUGUUUAUCAUCAUGUACCCUCUCGGAGUGGCCGGAGAACUCCUGACCAUUUACACUGCUCUGCCAUAUGUUCGCAAAACCGGAAUGUUGUCCAUGAGGCUCCCCAACAAGUAUAACGUCUCCUUUGACUACUACUACUUCCUCGUUAUCGUCAUGCUCUCCUAUAUCCCAUUGUUCCCACAGCUCUACUUCCACAUGCUCCGUCAGAGGAGAAAGGUGCUUCUUGGGGAGAUCAUAGUAGAGAAGGAUGAGUAGAACCGCCUCACAGUCCAGCAGCUGGCGUUCGUUUUGGGACAGCGAGUCAGCACAGCUCCCCUGCCGCCACAUCCAUUCACCUUUGGUACCGCGCUCCACCGCACUCCACAUGCAACAAAAUGGACCGAGAGAGUCGGACGAAUACUAACAUCGCCGGAAUAGCCAUGUUAUAAUCACGGAAAAAGAAUGAAACAUCACAGUCAUCACAAUAACCCAACUGGACUAAAUACAGUGCUGCAAGAGAAAUCAUGACCCAACAGGAAUAACAGUCAUCAGAAUCGUCACUGAAUCAGUCAUCACCAAACUCAUCAAUCAACGAGAGGAAUCAUUACAGAACUGGAAUAGUCAUCAUUGUGGAACGAAUGAAUAAAUAUAAUCUCUAGCCCAGGAAUCAUUAUCAUCGCAAAACUGGAACGUACUGCUGCCACUGUGUCUUCACUGUCCAGGUUUAGAUAUCUAGAUCCCCAGAAAGAGAACGCACUGAAUCCAUCAGCCAGUGUGGCCACAGCAUACUGCACUGGAGCCCUGCAACCUGAUAGCAUAAUACUGCACUGAUUACCUUCUACACCUGCUAAAAAAACAAAAUACUGGAAGGCGCCUGCUGUGCAUUGAGUCAACCACACAGCAGACACAUACUGCACCCACCUUCAGUGCAAGAUAGUAGAAGUUCAAGGGAACCUGGAAAUGGUGAUAUGGAAGGAUGGAGGAGGAGAGAUGAUAGUUGAGUCCCCUGAGCAGUUUUUUUUUUUUCAAUCGGCUAUUUAUUUUUGUAGAAAUUUAUAAGCGUUUUCCACCACAGUGAUUUUAUACGUAAAUAGCGUGUGGCAACAAUGACUAGACAGAAGCUUUAAAAAAAAUAGAAACAAUUAUGCAUAGACGCAUUAUACCUCGACAAUAAACAGACAUUUGCGCAAUAUGCUGCUUCCUUGGUUUAUGUGUGUUGUACUUUAUUUGUAAACAAUGUGAAACAGCAACAUUAGUAGGCUAUUUUAUGCACAGAUCGGAUCAUUUGAAGAAGGACUUCAUUUAUUCACAUAUCACCUGGUUGGCAAUAUUAUAUGGUUUGUAAGGCAGUAAUACACUUGUAUUGAAUGUUAUUAGUACUUUCGGUGUAGCUGAGACUGCUCAAACUUGUUAACUUGUUUUCCUAAUGUUCUCUCCAUGUUGCUUUAAUGUUUACCAAGAGCUCAGUCAAAUGUAUUUACAAGUGUGCAUCUUAAACAAAGGUUACAACUUUACAGAAAAGCUCUUUGUUUUUAAAAAAGUUCAAGCCAACUUAGAAGACAGAAGAUAAGAGAGAAAUGAUUUCUGAGCUCUCACAGUCUUCAGUUAGUCACUGUUUUGUUCUUUAUGCUUAAAAAUCUAUGUUCGGGAUCCCAUUGUCCUGGUUGGUAUUGUACUGGUAGUUAGUGUUAGAUUCCCUCUACUAAAAAGGUGCUACUGUGUCAGAUCGUUUCAAACUUCUGUGCAGCUGAAGGAGAAACUGGAAUAGGGAUGGAGAUAGGAAUGGAAAAACAGAAUGUGAAAUGUUUUGGGGAAAAGAUGUACGACUUGGAAGUGUUUCUCUAAUUAUAUGCACUGUGAUAUUGAGCCCCGUGCUACAGUGUACUGAAUGAAUUGACAUAAUGCUAUGAAUCAGGGUUAGACAAGAAAGAAAGAAACAAUAAAACUCAAUGUCAAAAAUCA